GGGCUGGAUUUCAUUCUUCAGUGUAUCAAUGCAAUUAACUAAACUAGGCAGAACAAAAUGUGUCCAGGAAUUUCAUAAUUGGGUCUAUGCCAUCAGCAAAGUAAUUUUGGUCCCUGUGAAACUGUCUUCCCUUCCAGGUUUAUGGGCUAGAAAUAAUAUAUCUAGCAGAUAGUGGUUGCUAGCAUGAAUUUUUUCCAGAUUUGGCUUCACAGAAGUGAACUGCUGAAACGUUUGAAGGUCGUUUGACCAGUCCUGUCCAUCUGCAAAGCUACAAAUCUUUACAUACAUGACUGGUUUACUAGCAAGCUUUGACUUCUCCUAAAAAUUUUUCCACUCCUGAAUGUGAGGAGUGAAACCAGCUCAGGUUGUACAGGUGACUCCUGAGGUCACUCCACGGGUCCAUUGUAUGCAGGAGGUUACCACAAGGGCUAACGAUUAUCUUGGCAAAAGUAUAAUCCUUGAAGCACCUCGCCAAGAACAAAGGUGUUUUUCCAAUGGUUGGCACAGGGUAUCAGUUACCACAGGGAGGGAGUAGAACAUGAGCUUCUCAUUGCAUUAGUAGAGCUUCUUUUUCAAGAAAGAUCAUUAAGACAUUACGAAUCUGUACCUAAAUGGAUUUCUAGAAGCAGCGAUUCGUACAUCAGUGUGGGAGAACAGGUGGAGAUGGUGCUGGGAGCACUCUUGCCCCCGAUGUGUUGCAGCUGUGUUAAUCACCCAAGAGUGGGCACAGCCUUGCCCUCACAGCUGUGGGUGAUUAAAGAGUGAGUUGGGUGGUGGUGUGGUUAGUUGGAGUUUGCUGGCUGUGUUGUGAGGAGGAAGGGACAGGCGGUCAUGCCAGGAAGCCGUGAGCUGAAACUUCAGAAAGAGAAUGAAGAUAGAAGAAAGAGCCAGAGCUGCGUGGGGCUGCUCAUGGAAAGGCUGUGGUGGAAGAUGCUGCCCCGGAUGAAGAACCUGUAAAAGAGGAAGAAGGUAUCGUGAAGGAAAUAGACAUCAGUCAUCAUGUCAAGGAAGGUUUUGAAAAAGCAGAUCCUUCUCAGUUUGAACUGUUGAAAGUAUUAGGACAAGGCUCAUAUGGAAAGGUAUUUCUAGUCAGGAAGAUAAAAGGAUCUGAUGCAGGCCAGCUUUAUGCCAUGAAGGUACUUAAGAAGGCAACUCUGAAAGUUCGUGAUCGGGUACGAUCAAAAAUGGAGAGAGAUAUUUUGGCAGAAGUGAACCAUCCUUUCAUAGUCAAGCUUCAUUAUGCAUUUCAAACAGAGGGAAAGUUGUAUCUAAUACUAGAUUUCCUGCGGGGAGGGGACCUUUUCACCAGACUCUCCAAAGAGGUGAUGUUUACAGAAGAGGAUGUCAAGUUCUACUUAGCUGAGCUGGCCUUGGCAUUAGACCACCUCCAUGGUCUUGGAAUUAUUUACAGGGAUCUAAAACCAGAAAACAUUCUUCUUGAUGAAGAAGGUCACAUUAAGAUAACAGAUUUUGGUCUGAGCAAGGAAGCCAUCGACCAUGACAAGAGAGCGUACUCGUUCUGCGGGACGAUAGAGUACAUGGCCCCAGAGGUGGUCAACCGGCGAGGACACACGCAGAGUGCCGACUGGUGGUCCUUUGGCGUGCUCAUGUUUGAGAUGUUGACGGGAUCAUUACCCUUCCAGGGAAAAGACAGAAAGGAGACAAUGGCACUCAUUCUCAAAGCCAAGCUGGGAAUGCCACAGUUCUUGAGCAUAGAAGCCCAGAGCCUGCUGCGAGCCCUCUUCAAAAGGAACCCCUCCAACAGAUUAGGUGCUGGAUUUGAUGGAGUGGAAGAAAUUAAACGUCACCCUUUCUUUGUUACUAUAGACUGGAAUAAACUGUACAGAAAAGAAAUCAAGCCUCCUUUCAAGCCGGCAGUGGGGCGGCCAGAAGACACCUUUCAUUUUGAUCCAGAGUUCACAUCUCGGACCCCCACAGAUUCCCCAGGUGUUCCUCCAAGUGCCAAUGCUCAUCAUCUUUUCAGAGGGUUCAGCUUUGUUGCCUCCAACUUGGUGCAGGAGCCUGCACAGCAAGAUGUGCACAAAAUCACUGUUCACCCAAUUGUGCAGCAGUUACAUGGGAACAACAUACAUUUUACUGAUGGAUAUGAGAUCAAGGAGGACAUAGGAAUUGGCUCCUAUUCAGUGUGCAAGAGAUGCGUUCAUAAAGCUACAGAAACGGAGUUUGCAGUGAAGAUAAUUGAUAAGAGCAAGAGAGACCCCUCUGAAGAAAUUGAGAUACUCCUGCGAUAUGGACAGCAUCCAAACAUCAUCACUCUUAAAGAUGUCUAUGAUGAUGGGAAGUUUGUGUACCUGGUAAUGGAGCUGAUGCGGGGAGGCGAGCUGCUGGACCGCAUCCUUCGGCAGAAGUGUUUCUCGGAGCGGGAGGCCAGCGCUGUGCUCUGCACCAUCACCAGGACUGUGGACUACCUGCACUCUCAGGGCGUGGUGCACCGAGAUCUCAAGCCAAGUAAUAUCCUCUACAUGGAUGAGUCAGGAAACCCAGACUCUAUCAGGAUCUGUGACUUUGGGUUUGCCAAGCAGCUCAGAGCGGAGAACGGGCUGCUCAUGACUCCCUGCUACACAGCCAACUUCGUCGCUCCUGAGGUCCUUAAACGCCAAGGUUACGAUGCAGCCUGUGACAUUUGGAGCUUGGGCAUCCUGCUGUACACCAUGUUGGCAGGAUUCACUCCUUUUGCAAAUGGACCAGAUGACACCCCAGAGGAGAUUCUGGCCAGGAUUGGCAGUGGCAAAUAUGCUCUUACAGGAGGAAACUGGGAUUCAGUAUCUGAUACUGCAAAGGACAUUGUGUCUAAGAUGCUUCAUGUAGACCCUCAUCAGCGCCUCACAGCAGUCCAAGUCCUGAGACAUCCAUGGAUAGUGAACAGGGAGUACCUGUCUCAAAACCAGCUCAGCAGACAGGACGUUCACCUGGUGAAGGGUGCAAUGGCAGCCACCUACUUUGCUUUAAACCGAGCACCUCAGGCACCAAGGCUGGAGCCUGUGUUGUCCUCCAAUCUGGCUCAGCGGCGAGGCAUGAAAAGACUUACCUCUACCAGAUUGUAGCAGUACCCCCAAAACGCCUCCUUGAAAACCCGCAGUUUAUUAUUUGAGAAAUUCAUCUUUUCUUGGCUAGCAGAAAUUUUUUGGACAACCUGCACAUGAAAUUGCCAGAAUUAGCAGAAACCCACGUAAGGCAAAGUUCUCAUUUGCUAAAUUUUUUCUUUUACAUUCCAGCCAGGGUCCAGAGUUUAACAGCUUCACAAAGAUGUGCCAGUUUUGCCAGUAGCUCUGUUUCUUUACUGAGAUAAAGCCAAAUAAAAUAGGCGAGCUCCAUCCUUUCCACCCUAGGAAAACUAUUUUUGAGUCUGUAAGUUGUUCCAUGGGAGCAGCUUUCAUUUUGUUUCUCAAGAAAAGCACUUUUUGCUAUGAAGAACACGGUCGGGUAAGAAUGCUGUUCCAGCAAGCGUCACGAUGAAGUGACUUGGCUGGUCACCAAUAGACAUCUACUGAUCUCCACUCACCCCAGGAAGAGUGAAGGCUGCAGAGACACGUGUAAUACCUUAUCUGAAACAAGUGCUGUACAACAUGAGGUAGAGAGAGCUGGUGGUGGUGGAAAUACCUUCGGUUUUUGAGGAAUCUUUUGCACUUUGCCCCUGCCUUCUCUGGAAUGAAGCUAGUACCUCUCAAGGAGAGCGUCCCACCAGCUCUGACUUGCUCAAAAGUCUCAGAGAGCAAAAAAACUCUGAUAAACUCAAUCUUCUGAGGAAAAGAAUGGGUCUUAUGAGACUGUGGGAAGGCAUUAAUGUAAAGCAGCGUGAGUAGGAGCCUGUGGAUCAGGCAAGAGAAAGGAGUCUGGUCUUGGCCAGCAAGCAGGUCCAGGAGGGUUAGGUGAGGGGGCUGGGGAGCCAAACAGAGGCAGGGAAAGCUGUGAGUGGCUUUGAGGACAGUAGGCAAAAUAAUCCAAAGGCAAGUAGUGUACAAGUGGCAGGGGGGCAGACUGUGACUCCUGUCAAAGCAGGGGCAGUCCCCCUUCAGUGACAGUGCGGAAGACAGUGGGUGGCUGGGCUGCCCUGGGGCCAGGUGGGUCGAUGCAGCCGUCCUGCCGCACCAUCACCCAGUCUGCUCACCAGGAGCUGCUCUGGCAGGCCAGAGUGCCAUGCUGGAGCGAGAGAGGCCGUUCCCAGUCAUUGCUCCCUGCCCUCCCCUGGCUGCUCACACAAGUCUGCCUCCGUCACCCAACAUUUCAUGUCCCUGCCUGGGUGUUCUGCUACAGCAGAGCUAAACUCCUCAUGCCACGUGUGUGCAGAGACUACCCACUUCUGAAGAGUUCAGCCAACUCUGUUACAAGCUUUAAUAAUAAUAAAUUAUGAGGAGAAAUGGGAGGAUGCUCUGCUUUUAUAUUUAUAUGAAUAUGUACAUGUGUAUUUAUAUACAUAUAAAACAAGAAUUCUGUGCCCUAAUACCUGGAUUUUCCAGAUCCAGGGAAAGAAAACUUUUGUUGAAGUGGUCUCUGCAAAAUGGACAUUUUCUCAUUCCCUGGUUUCAAAGAAAGCAAGCAAGGUUUGUGGUGCCAGAUGUGAACUAUUUUUUUAUUCUUUUUCUUACCCAUCUUGGCUUAUUGGUGGUCACAAGCUGACCGGGAUUCUUCUUUGUACUGCUUUUGUUAAUUUUUAUUUUCUGAGUGAAUUUUGUCACUUCAGAUGCUUUGUGGGAAAAGCUACUGUUCUGUGUUGGCUUUUUUUCCGUUGUGACGGGGGAGAAGAAAAAAAAAAGAAAAAUGUGAACAUGGAGCUUCAUAUGCUAGACAUGGUCAUUUUUGCUUGCUGGGUUUGUGCAUCUCGGUGCCGAACUGGAAUUACCAGAUCACUGCCGCAGAGCGUCCAAGGGAUUUCAUUUGCUAUAGUAAUAUUCUUCCUAAAACUAUCUCUGCUUUAAAGUUGACUGAAGUUUGUUUGUUUGCAUUAGUCUAUUUUUAGAUUUAAAUUUAUUCUUAAUAAUUUAAACUGAUAUUUAAUGUUCAAGUUUAUGUGCUGUGCACAGAGGAUCGCUGCAAAGCAGCUCUCCUUGAAGCCCUUCUCUUUUCUAAAAUAAACAAUGCUGUGAAACUUCACACAGAGGCUGAAUUGGCUGGGACUGAUGAGUGCAAACGCACAGGUGGGUGUCUAUGCUUGUGUACACAGCAGCCCGCAUUCUCUCCUCCGGCUAAGCUGUGCUCAGUGUCAGCUUUCUGCUGCCUUUAGAAUUUUCUGCUUGUUAGAAGCUGAGUCUCACACGUCUCUGCUAAGAGCACAGCGCGAGGAUCUCCCCUGGCAGGGAUACCCUGGCUGGUGCGGAGCAGCUCUGGCCAGGCCGUGUUUCCCUUGCACUGGCUUCUGUCCUGGAAGAAGGCAAGGUGGGCAUAAGGCUGCAAAGGGCAACUUGGAGGGAGGGCUGAAUUUUUUGGGGUGGCAGCUGACGCGUGCUGUUUUAACAAAACGUAUUUUUAACGGGCAGAGUAAUUGUAUGGUAUAUGGGCAGAAAGACUGUUGAGAAUAUUAUGUACGGGUUUUGUCUAGCUCUGAGAUUUCCUGGUCAUCUUGUAUUGCUUCAGUUUGUUUUCUCUCACAGCCAUUGGAAAAAGUCUAAUUCCCUCUAGAUAUACUCAGUAUUAAUUAUUUUUCAGCUGAGGAGCACUUUUUUCCAGCUGAAUAUUACUGUAGGUCAAGCCUACAGUUUUGCUCUUCCCAAAGUUUAAGGGUCUUAAUCUCUUCCUGACUUACCUCUUUCUAACCCACCAACUAUUACUAUUGAGAUACAUACAGACCCAUACACCUUAAUGCUCAUUAAUUACUUUAUAAGCCUAUGAAUAACUAUAAGCCCAUACAUACAGAGGGCUUUGUUUAUUAAGGUUUUGUUGUCAGUGCAUCCAGAUGUGUGCAUAUAUGUGUCUGUAUAUAAACACAUACAAAAAAAGGGGCUGUCCCACCUUAUCCAAAUAAGAGUAGAAGUGUAGUCAAAGGUUGUGGUGAUACUCGGAGAGUUUUGUCUGUAGUGUUCUUUGAAAUCUGUCAUUGAUGAUGGUAAUGAUUAGUGUGGGUGUAGAAAAAAAGGCUGUGCCCAUCCAUGGAAGAAACUGCCUCAUCCAGCCUCCCCUUCUGUCCCAGAUGUGCAUCCCCAAGCACUUCCAAGGGCAGAUCAGUCUCCCCUCUGCAGUCCUGCCUCGGGAGCUGCUCUGCUGGGGGUUUUCUGACCUGCUGCAGUCAAGUGAACCCAAUUAAACCUUUCCCACUGUCAGUCUUGCUGAUCCAGCUGCUUGGACUGAAAUACAAGAGCCUCCAUCAGCAAAUCCAAGGGAGGCAGAAAGGGAGGAAUAUGCCACUGGCAGUCAUUAUUUCAGACUGAUAGCACCCACCGUUUCCCCUGGCCCAGCUGGAUCCAGGAGAGGAUGCUAGGCUGUGGCCUAAUUACUGCAGUGGCUGCUUUUACACCAGCAUCUCCUUUCUAGACUCUUGGCCAUGGUAUAUCUCAGAAAUAAGCACUUUUUUUUUUUUUUUUUUCUGGGAGAAAACUGAAAAAGGCUUAGCCUCCCUCUUUAUAUAACCUUAAGAAAUACUUACUAAAUGUUAUGUUUAACUCCUGAAAGUCUAAAAAUCUCUUUGAAUUAGAACAUACCACCUUGCAAGUUUUCAAUCCAUAAAGUGAACUAGUGCCUUAGGGUAUUAUAAAUAUUAUCUAGUCCAAUAACCCUGCUAAAGAAGGUUCACUUAGAGCAGGUUGCACAGGACCAUAUCCAUACAGGUUUUGUUGUUCAGCCCAGGAGAGAAGUGUCUGCCCAGCAAGGAGGAGGCAUAUCCCCACAUUUUGCCGAGCUGGACCCCACCUCUGCAGCUCCAGGACUCUGAAGAAGCCAGAUGGCCCUGAUGAAGAAUAUCACAGGAAGUGUUACCCCAGUUCCUACACAGCACCACAGCUUGUCUAUACGGCAGAGGUGUGGAGAGCUGACCCCUGCCCAAGCCCCUCAUGAAUUUUCACUUACUUAAAAUCUGUUCAGCUUUUUCCAAGCAAGUUUUAACAGCAGAUAGCAUUUAUAAAGCCUAACUGUUUCAGCAAAUGACAAGUGACUCUCACAGACACGUUGUUAUAAAUCUCUACAUUUGAAAAAGAAGUCUACCUGAGAAUAGAUUCUGGUUUGUUUCCUCAGAAAAAAAACCAAAAAAACUUCAUUUCCCUGAGAGCGCGGGGUAGUGGGGAUAGCCCACGCCCCGAGAGCUGAGUGAAGCACAUCUUGCGUGACAUGAUGUCAUGACAUCACAUGUCACAUUUUUACAAGGUACAGAUUCUGUGUCUCUGUACUUCAUCUAACCCUGGAUGUAAUACUGAUCUCUUUUCAGCCAGACCCUUUCAGCUCUCUCCAGCAACUUGUACCCAGCUCUGAUACCUCUGAACAGAUCCAAACUUCAGUCAAGUGUGCAACUGCUGUGUGUCCGUGAUAUGAAUUAUGACAGGGCUUGGCUCAUCCCCUAAGCCGUGGAUGGCACAAAGGUUUCUUACGCUGCUGGUCUACUGAAUUUACACCAGCAUAUGCAUGUGCUGGCACUAAAAAUGGCAGGCAGUCACUUUCUCUUGACUUUAGCUGCUCAUCUGUCCUUUGACACCUCCCUUGGCCAGGUCACCGUGGGGCAAAGCAAAUGUUUGUGCGUCAGAACAAAUGGCUGGAGACAGCAGGAAGGCAACAGAAUCAGUUUAGCCAACAGUGCUGUCAACGCAUCGGAGUGGCUGCAAGUUCAGUGUCACCUCUGUCCCUCUGUCGCUGCGUUAUGCUGAGCAGAGCCCAGAUGUGGCUCAGAGUCAGGGCUAUAAAUGAUGUGACAUUUGUACAGCAGCAGGUUCCCAGUGCCAAGCCCUGUGUACAGAGAGGUGGACAAAUCCAGGCUUCUGAAAAUUGGCCACAAGUCCAUACAAACUCCCUGUAACCUGAAAGUGUAAUGCCACAGAUGGCAUGUCGUGGGGAAGUAGUGUUGACUGUAUGUAUUUUUCCUGCCAUACACUCAAUAAGAGUGAUAGAAAAACCCCAGGGUUUUGGUUUGGGUUUUUUGGGGUUUGUUUUGUUUUGUGGGUUUUUGGGGUUAGUUUUUUGGGUUUUUUUGGUUUUGUUUGUUUGGUUGGUUGGUGUUUUUUGUGGGUGGGGUGGGUUUUUUUUGUUGUUUGUUUUUUUGUUGUUGUUGGUU
Hirundo rustica (Barn swallow) is the source of this 8209-nucleotide messenger RNA. RefSeq names its product ribosomal protein S6 kinase A2 (gene RPS6KA2). The record is from RefSeq and is a predicted model, not a curated record. Gene Ontology annotation, biological process: intracellular signal transduction; protein phosphorylation. Lineage: Eukaryota; Metazoa; Chordata; Aves; Passeriformes; Hirundinidae. Gene Ontology annotation, molecular function: ribosomal protein S6 kinase activity; ATP binding; magnesium ion binding. The coding region runs from base 1131 to 3065 and encodes 644 amino acids. The transcript is spliced from 22 exons.